AUGAGACCAGGAUCAGCUGCUGCGACCCCACCAGCCAAGCCCCGGUGGGGAGAUAUCGAUGACGAGGAUGCAGAGAAGGAGAUUGACCUCCUCCUCUUGCCGCCGAAGCAGGUGAUUGGCCCCAACGAGAAGGGCAUCAAGAAGGUAAUUGAAUACAAACUCAAUGAAAAAGGCCAGAAGGUUAAGAUCACCACCAUCACCCGGACCAAUUCUCUCCGCAUGACUAAGGCAGCCGCGGAGCGGCGCUCCUGGACCGAAUUCGGAGCCGCCGUCAAUGAAAACGGCAGUGCCAAUGUGACUAUGGUUUCCAAAGAAGACAUCACGCUCGAACGCCCUAAAGCUCUUGGCACCAACAUGGCACAUGAACUACCAAAGAGUACUGAAAAAGGUCCUACUAGUCUCAAGCUUUGCAGGACUUGUGGUAAGAAAGGUGACCACUGGACUGCACAGUGCCCUUACAAAGACCUCGUCACACCGAGUACCGGAGACGAUAGCCCACCGGAGACAGGCACAACAAGCAAGACUGGUACAUAUGUUCCUCCGGGCAUGAGACCAGGAGCGAGGAACAAUAUGAGGAAUGAUGAGAAUUCCGUUAGGGUUAGCAACCUUUCGGAGGAUACCAGGGACGCCGAUUUGCGUGAACUCUUCAGUCCUUUUGGUGAAAUAACCCGUGCUCGCGUUGUUCUUGAGAAAGACACACAAGUUAGUAGAGGAUUUGGAUUUGUUAACUUUGAUAACAAGGAACAUGGCCAAAGAGCCAUAGACAAACUCAAUGGGUAUGGCUAUGACAAUCUCAUCCUCCGGGUCGAAUGGGCCACCCCCAGGCCAAGAGCCAAUUGA
Messenger RNA from Argentina anserina (silverweed cinquefoil), 840 nucleotides. RefSeq lists its product as uncharacterized. The record is from RefSeq and is a predicted model, not a curated record. The transcript has a single exon. Gene Ontology annotation, cellular component: eukaryotic translation initiation factor 3 complex; cytoplasm. Bases 1 to 840 code for a protein of 279 amino acids. NCBI's taxonomy places the organism in Eukaryota, Viridiplantae, Streptophyta, Magnoliopsida, Rosales, Rosaceae. Gene Ontology annotation, molecular function: RNA binding; translation initiation factor activity.